AUGGGCUUGUUGUCCUCCAACUUCCUGCUUGCUCGUCGUUCUAUCCUGCAGAUCAUGGCCUCGGGAGUUGUAACUCCUGGUCACCCGCCAAUACGAAAAUCCAAUACGGCGUUGAGCAUUCGAGUUGCAAAUCUUGCGGAUAACGUCUCCAGUCAGCAGGUUGUCUCGUUGUUCUCAUCCCAGAUUGGCCCCAUACGAGAAUUUUGCGAGUCUGACAGCAACGACUGUCGAUCGUUGGAACUGUGCUUCUACUCGCGGGAUGCAUCCAGGAGAGCCCUCUGCUUAGCCGGAUAUAUGCUUGGUGGAAAUCAAAUUUCAGUGACAUCGCUUCAAUCCCAAAGCAACGGCGAAAGGCGACUUGAUCAAAAGCGUAACCUAUAUGUCCUUGGGCUCCCUUUCGAUCUGACCAAAAAUGAGCUAGCUGAAGCUUUUAGCACAUGUGGGAAGGUAUCUCAUUGUGUUAUCCUGGCAACAGUUGACAAUGCAUCUCGCCGUCGGGGCUUCGUCGUAAUGUCUACUCACGAAGAAGCAAAGCUCGCUAUAAGUAAGCUCUCACAGACUCAGCUGAAAGGGCAUACGCUCGAUAUUUCAUGGGCUGUGGUUCAACGUUCCCAAGGCUUUCUUGACGGCGGUGAUCGCAAUGUCGGCCUAGAUGCCAGCAUUUCGGACGGUUCAUUAGGUUCUGACGCUCCUAUUCCCGAAGCUCCCAUGACUGCUGCGUCCACGCUCGGCGGACUACCCGAUGCUCACUGCCUCUCCGUAGCUUUGUUUCCAACCAACAUCCUUCUCGUGAAAAAUCUCCCGACCUUCCUAUUCUCGCAGAUUUCCGAUUUGAAGCCGCUUUUCUAUCCCUUUGGUCCAAUCAAGCAGCUCAAACUACUAUCAGCCUCGGGAAACGGGCCGCUAAACAGCUCGGAUACUCUUCGGCCUUCUACGGACAUGCUCCCUGAUUCUGUGGAUACUGCCUCUGCUAUCGUCGAAUUUACAUCUCUUUCUAAUGCUGAGGACGCCAAAUUGUCUCUCCACGGUCAGAUUUACGCCAAUCUCGUCGUCGCUGUAUAUUUCCUGGGCCGACCUGUACCCGCGAACGACCAUUUUGCGACUACUGAAACAUAUCACGGAUUGCCAGGCUAUUUUUUGGAUCCGAGCCCUCCCUUUGUUUAUGGAUCUCCUCACUACGCCCAUCGGCCUGUAUUUUAUGGAUCUCACGUCAGUGGACUGCCCUACUAUGCCACUCCUGCGCCUUAUAGCCUGGCUUUUGUCCCGCCUAUCUGUACUGGACAUUCCUCUGGCCAUUACGCCAACCCUCCCUACGCGAUACAUAACCCCUAUGCCCGACCUUCUGGCUGGCCUCGCUUAGAUUCCCGGACAAGCUCAUUGGACUCUCGGCUCAGUCUGGACUCCCACUACUCGCCCUCUGGCCACGUCUUUGAUGUAUCCAACCAUCUCUCCGCGCCACCCUCUUUCAAUCCUUUCUAA
Pleurotus ostreatus (oyster mushroom) is the source of this 1479-nucleotide messenger RNA. RefSeq lists its product as uncharacterized. The transcript is spliced from 10 exons. The record is from RefSeq and is a predicted model, not a curated record. Gene Ontology annotation, molecular function: mRNA binding. Gene Ontology annotation, cellular component: cytosol. Bases 1 to 1479 code for a protein of 492 amino acids. Lineage: Eukaryota; Fungi; Basidiomycota; Agaricomycetes; Agaricales; Pleurotaceae.